Linnemannia hyalina is the source of this 555-nucleotide messenger RNA. NCBI's taxonomy places the organism in Eukaryota, Fungi, Mortierellomycota, Mortierellomycetes, Mortierellales, Mortierellaceae. The record is from the annotation of a GenBank genome assembly.
AUGCCCGGACUUCUCAUUGCCGGACUACUCACCGACGUUGGCCGAUACUCAGCGGAUCAGCGGAAAAGUCUUCAAAACUAUUCCAGAUCGACCUUCCUGAUGUCUUUGGAGAUGAAAAGUCAUCUUCGGAAUAUCCGCAACUUUGGACUUACCUCCUACACCGAGAAAGACUGCGUUCUGUAUGGAUCGAUUCGGACAGACAGGUCCCGGCUCCAAGUGCUUGCUUUCAAGUUGAAUGAGCUCCACUCGGUCAAAUAUAGACGACUACCCGCGGAUAAGCUGCCAUCUCUACUAAUAUCCACCGUCGGCGGCACGGAUAAUUUUUUGACAGAGAUCAGGAAUCUCGUUUCGACCAAGCAGGAUGUCAUCCAGCUCUGGAGUUGCGAUCCCAAGAGUAUCAAGAUCCUCGGCAUUGACUUGGGCCAAGUAUUUGUCGUUGGAGCGAGUGCGAUUCUACCCACUCGCGGGCAACCGAAUGUCGAACAAGGACAAGAGUCUGGCCAUACUAUCUUGGAGUCGUCGCUGUCAAGAACUGAGGCAGAGGAGGAUGAAUAG